AUGAGGGAUGAUCCUCCCACAAGAUUCCAAAGAUUUUCGUCCGAUGAAAACCUUCGAGAAAUAACACUAACCGAGUACGUAAAUGAUGAAAUAAUUGAAUUCCAACAGCAGGAUUUCCAUGAUCUUCAAAGAAAUUUACUAGAAAAAAAGGAUCAAUUCGAAGAUGAUCAAUUUUCAGAAGAAUUAUUUGAAUUGUCUAAAGAGAAAAUUUUGAAAAGACCCAAGGCCGGAACAUGGGUUGACGUUGUUAUCGAUGAUCGUCUUCCAACUGAAAAUGGAAAACUUGUCUAUGCAUCAUCAGGAUAUGAAAAUGAAUUUUGGCCAGCUCUAAUUGAAAAAGCUUACGCAAAAUUACUUUAUCGUUCAUAUGAAAAACUAAGUGAGGGUAAUUUUAGAAUAUCAAUGCAAGAUUUAUCAGGAGGUAUAGGUGAAGAAUACUUAACAGAAAGCUCAUCAGAAAAAUUAUUUGAAAUUAUUCAAGAUGCAAAAAUCAGACCUACAUUGAUAGCUUGUGGGACUUCAUUCAAAGUAACACCUGAAAUGAGCGAAUUUGGUUUGAUGCAACGUCAUCAGUAUGCUAUCACAGAUGUAAAAUUAGUGAAAAAAAAAAAUGUUGAUGAUGAAUCAAAGCUUAUACGUAUUCGAAAUCCACAUGGUAAAAAAAUAAAAGUUUCUCAUUUUGGUAAGAUCCCUGAUAGUUUUGAGAAAGAAAUUAUCAAGUCCAAAUUAAAAAUUGAAGUUGAUGGUGAAAUUUGGAUUUUAUAUGAAGACUUUAUUAAACUUUUUGAAUUUGUUGAAAUUUGUAAUUUAACACCUAAUCGAAUAAUCAAUAAUAUUUAUGCUAAAAAAGAAGGUAAAAAAUUGUCACUAUCAGCAAUUGAAGGUAAAUGGAUGGGAGGAAUAAAUUCAAGAGAAGCAAGUGUAGAUGUUAUAUCAAAAAUUUAUCCAAAAUAUAGUAUAGUAUUGACAAAGCCAGACUAUGAAGAUGAAAAAUGUAAUAUUUUAAUUGGCUUGUCAAUAGAACGUAGACAAGAUUUAGAAGAAAUUGAUGGAGAUGAGAUAAUUGAUGCACAAAAAUCAUUUGAUUCUGAUGAUACAGAAUUUGAUCCAGUUGGAGGUUUUGGUCAAGCUGCUAAACGUUUGUAUUUAAAACUUGGUACAUAUUACAUCAUACCAUAUACAACUGACACAUUCAAAGGAGCAACUUUUUAUCUGCAAAUUUUAUCUGAACAUAAAAAUAUUUUAAAGGUUCAUGACCGAGAUAUUGAUAUCAACCAAAUCAUGAGUAAGUUACAUACCUUGACACCUGCAGAUGACAAUGAAAACCUAGAUGAUCAACUAUUUUUAAAUAUGGCAUCUAAAGUUGAUGGAAAAAUUGAUUUUAAAAGUUAUAUUUUACAUGAACUAGUUGAUGAAGUAUUUCUUGAGUUAGAAACAAUAUUAGAAACUAAAAAAUUUGUGUCGAAAAAAAAAUUGUCUAUUGCAAGAAUAGCGAAAGUAACAUUGACUGUUGAAGAAGCUUUUGAACGUUAUGAAGAAGCUGGAUCACCUGGAAGUAUGUCCGUUCUUUUUUUGACACAAGUGCUAGAACGAAAUGGAUAUUUGAAAAAUGAAGAAGUCAUUGAGACUGUACAUGAAGAAAUGGGAAUGGAAUUAAUUCAUGUCAAUGAUAUAAUUUUAAUUGUCGUGGCUUUGAAAAGUAGAUUUGGAUUACCUUGUGAGGAAUUCAAUGCAAAUUUGUGCCAGGAUUUUAUUGCAAUGGUACGCGGUUAUGAUGAUUUUCAAGGCAAUUAUUUAAACUUUAAUGAACCGACGAUUCAUGAUUUAAGAAUUGACACAAAACAGUUUGAAAAGAUUACUCAGUUUAUCACCGAAUCAAAAAAACAAUUCGACAAUUAUGCAACUGAAUCAUAUUUUUCUGUACAAUUUAAACAACUUAAAAAUACUCUAGAUGCAAUUGAUUAUAAAUUGAGAUACAGUAUGAUUGCAAAUAUAUUCCAAAAAUAUGGAAAUGAGCUUGAUAUUUUUUAUGAUCAGUUUAUACAGUCUGUUGUUGAUACAACACUAAUAUUAGGUACAAAAAAAAAGACUGAAUAA
Molecule: messenger RNA, 2097 nt
Organism: Aphidius gifuensis
Lineage: Eukaryota; Metazoa; Arthropoda; Insecta; Hymenoptera; Braconidae
Product: calpain-A-like
Exons: 11
Coding region: 1-2097 (698 amino acids)
Biological process (GO): proteolysis
Cellular component (GO): cytoplasm
Molecular function (GO): calcium-dependent cysteine-type endopeptidase activity
Source: RefSeq, a predicted model, not a curated record